Molecule: messenger RNA, 1336 nt
Organism: Postia placenta MAD-698-R-SB12
Lineage: Eukaryota; Fungi; Basidiomycota; Agaricomycetes; Polyporales; Adustoporiaceae
Exons: 12
Coding region: 1-1203 (400 amino acids)
Source: RefSeq, a predicted model, not a curated record
AUGUUGCUCGCAGUUGCAGGAGUGUCGACCGACACCGGCCACACUUCUACACAGGGAAGCGGAACGUGGGCUGGUCCGCAUAACGAUAAUGCAAUUGUGGAUUGGGCGUGGAGGGCGUUACAUAUGAGCGUCGUCACGGGCAAGGAGGUAGUGAAACAAUACUACGGCCAAGCACAAGACACGUCACUCAAGGAGGUACAAACUUUCCCAGAAGACUUUGAUGGUGUCAUCGUCGGAUCGCCUGCCAACUGGCAGACGCACCUGCAAGACUGGUCCAUCCACAUGAACCUGAAUGUGCAGCCAUCGAACUCGACACGCUUCAUCAACGCAUCUGUCUGGGAGAACGUCAUUCAUCCUGAGGUGCUGCGCCAGUGCGACGCCAUCGAUGGGCUCGCGGACGGGAUCAUCAGCGACCCGCGGUUCUGCGACUUCCGCCCGGAGAUGCUGACGUGCCGUCCCGGUCAGGAUGCCUCGACUUGCCUGACGCUCGACCAGAUUGCGGCAGUUCAACGCAUAUACUCUGACUAUGUCGUGGGCGAUCAGCAAUGGAUCUUUGGAUCGUACUAUCCCGGAGGCGAAGAGAAGUAUGGGAGCGGCCUUGUGUCGAGCAAGCCAUUCUCUAUUGGCGAGGACUGGUUCCGCUACUUUGUGCUCAACGACACGAAGUGGACUAUUGAGGACUACAACUCUUCUGUAAUUCCGAUUGCGGACCACAUCAAACCGAUGGCUAUCGAGAAGAACCUCACCAGUUUUAUGGGGCCCGGACACAACGGCAAGCUGCUGCAGUACGUCGGAUGGGCGGACCAGCUCAUCAGCCCCGGCAACUCGUUGCACUAUUACGAGAGCGUUCACGCGUGGACGAACGCAAACACCAACAUGGACAUCGAUGAUUUCUAUCGCCUAUUCACGGUGCCCGGCAUGAACCAUUGUGACGGUGGCUACGGAGCCAACGCAUUCGGUGCGGUGCAGCAAGCCUCCGGCGGUAUGCCCCCUCUCUCGCUCGAUCCCGAACACAACAUCCUUGCCGCGAUGGUGCAGUGGGUCGAGAACGGCGUCGCGCCUGCAAAUCUGACGGCAGUCUACUGGAACAACAAUAAUGUCACAGAUGGGAUCGGUUUCACGCGUCCGCUGUGUCAAUAUCCGAAGACGCUGCGUUACAAAGGGGGGAAUAAUGUGACUGCUGAUAGCUUCACUUGCGUGUGAAGCGGUGAGCAAUUUGGGACUUCGUCGGUUUAUUGUGGUAGUCAGGAGUGACGUGAUUGAGCGGACUAUUUAUGCCAGGUUAUAUCGCACUCGCCAAUUAAUCGUACAGUUAUGCUAUUUAUGAUUGGUAUCC